CGCCGUCAGCUUGAGGCGUCCUGCUGCACGCAGCAUUCUGGGUAUUGUAGUUCCUCCAUCUCUAGAGCUGCGUGGGUCGUGUAGUGCGCGCGCGUCAUCCCGGCCGGUGUACUUCCGCAUCCUGCGGUCGUCACCUGUGCCUGUGGACUGUCCUCCAGCGGUUCUGGCGAGCGAGCAGGACGACCCUGGCUUCUGCAAAUCUUUCCAGGAGGAGAAGAGUCCAGAGAGCUGGCGUGGGACACCCACAAGGUUCAGGCUUCAGCGUCUGUUUGCGUCCUCGAUGCGUGGAGUCUUCGGGAGUGGAAUCAGCUGCGCUGCCCAUCUCGGAGGAGGGUCUUGGUGAAGACCCUCGGGUGGGGAGGGGGCCACGUGGGAAUGGGAUUUGGGGUUCAGUACUUUGUCCAAGACAAGCUGCAGGUUAGUCUGGCCCACGAUCUGCUUCCCAGGCUGCACUGUAGGUGUGUCCCCUGUGUUUGGGCACUGUCUGGGAGACUGGAUCUGGGGCAUCCAGACAUCGUCCCUCCACUCCCACCCGCCAGUGAGACUGAGAAGUGAGGGGUAGGAGCCAUUCUCCACAGGAACAAACAUACGAACUGGUGAGGACGGGACUCUUGGGGACUCUUAGUCUUGAGGAGCUGCGCCAACCAACAUCUGGAAAUACAGCUCGCUCACUGGGACCCAGAUUGGACUCUGCGAGCAGACUCUUGUCCAGAGAGUGUGUUCCCAGAGUGCGCAAUGGCCCCAGGGCUCCUGACAACCAGAGACAAGGCGUUAAUGGCCUUCCAUGAUGUGGCUGUGGCCUUCAACCAGACGGAGUGGGAACUGUUGAGUCCUGCACAGAGGAUCCUGUACAGGGACGUGAUGCUGGAGAAUUAUAGCCACCUGGUCUCCCUGGGAAUUGCAUUUUCCAAACCCAAACUCAUCACACAGCUGGAACAAGGGGCGGAACCCUGGAGAGAUGGCAGUGAAUGCCUUCUGGACCUUUGUCUGGCAGAACCCAGGACAGAAUUAGAGCCCGGUCUCUCCUGCCCGAUAUCUUUUGCUAGUCCCGACGUCCUCAGAGUGUGUGUGCUGAGUGAACACCCCCCUCAGACUUUCCCAAGCCCGCCAGCAGGCAGCAACCUCCAGCCGGAAGCUCCAGGCUUUUGUAGCAGUGAAAGAGAUGAAGAGGGGGCCAGCAGCGAUGCUCUGCUGCCGAGGGCGAGUCCAGCUGGGAUCCUGCAGACACUGUUUAGCCCGUGUCAAGGUCAGGCGGUGUACUGGGUAGAAGAAGGCAGCGGGAAACCAACAGACCUUGACUCGGCCCCAGGAGGCAUCCCCGAGAAGGCAGGCACAGUAUUGAAGGGGUCCGAUGGGUCGGAAUCUGGAGCAGUUCUACAGGGAGCAUUUCCUCCAGGGCUUCCCGAUGCCACCAGCCUUUUCAGCCCUCAGAAGCAUCAUGACUAUCCUGACUGCGGAACAGGCUUUUGCCAGAGGUCAGACCUCUUGAAGCCCCAGGGGAUGCAGGGAGGCGAGAAGCCUUACUCGUGUGCUGAGUGUGGGCACCAGUUUACUCUGAAGGCUUCCCUCACGGUCCAUCAGAGGAAACACUCGGGAGAGAAGCCGUAUGUGUGUGGGGAGUGUGGGCGAGGCUUCAUGUAUUUAUCCUCUCUCAACAACCACAAGAAGAUCAUUCACUCCGGAGAGAGACCCCUUGUAUGUCCGGAGUGUGGGCGAGGCUUCCGCCAGAAGGUGGACCUCCUCCUUCAUCAGAGGACUCACCUGGACAAAAAGCCCUUCGUGUGCCCCGAGUGCGGGAGAGGCUUUUGCCGAAAGGCCUCGCUGCUGCAACACAGGUGGAGCUCCCACUCUGACGACAACCCCUUCAUCUGCUCCGUGUGCGGCCGUGGCUUCCGACUGCUCUCCAGGCUGCUCACGCAUCAGAUCACACACUCUGGGGAGAAGCCCUAUGUUUGUGCUGAGUGUGGGCAACGCUUUGGCCAAAAGGGCACGCUCAUCCGACACCAGAAGACACACACCGGGGAGAAACCUCACGUGUGUCGCCAGUGUGGCUGGAGUUUCACCCAGAAGGUCAACCUCAUCAGGCACCAGAGGAUCCACACCGAGGAGAAGCCUUACCUGUGCCCCGAGUGUGGGCGAGCCUUUGAAUUCAAGUCCCUGCUCACCAGACACCAGAAGACACACAUGGGGGAGAAGCCGUACGUGUGCCCCCACUGCGGCAGGGGUUUCAGCCAGAAGUUCAACCUCAUCGGGCACCAGAGAAUUCACACGGGGGAGCUCCCUUUUCUGUGCCCUGAGUGUGGGCGUGGUUUUGUAAAGGAGGCCACGCUGAUCAGACACCAGAGGACCCACGCAGGGUGGCAGAAGCCUUACCAGUGUCCCGAGUGUGGGCGAGCCUUUGAAUUCAAAUCCCUGCUCACCAGACACCAGAAGAUACACACAGGGGAGAAGCCGUACGUGUGCCCCCAGUGCGGCAGGGGUUUCAGCCAGAAGUUCAACCUCAUCGGCCACCAGAGGACACACACAGGGGAGAAGCCCUACGUGUGUGCGCAGUGUGGCCGGAGCUUCCGGCAGAAGUUCAACCUCAUCAGGCACCAGAGGAUCCAUACGGGAGAGAAACCUUACCUGUGCGCCGAGUGUGGGCAUGAGUUUCGAAAGAAGGUCUCUCUCAUCAGACACCAGAGGACCCACGGAGAGGAGAAGCCCUACCGGUGCUCCGAGUGUGAACGGGCAUUUGAGUUUAAGUCGCUCCUCAUCAGGCACCAGAAGACGCACACGGGGGAGAAGCCCUAUGUGUGUGCCCAGUGUGGCAAGGCUUUUAGCCAGAAGUUCAACCUCAUUGGGCACCAGAGGAGCCAUACCGGGGAGAAGCCUUACCUGUGUCCCCAGUGCGGGCGCGCCUUUGCCUUUAAGUAUCUUCUCACCCGCCACCAGAGGAGACAUUCUAAGUAGGAGCUUUAUGUGAACAGCGUGUGUGUUUGGGGGGACUGGAUGGAAUGCCAGACCUCUCUGACUGGAGGACUCAGUCCAGUCCAUAGAGAAGCCAUUUGGGUGUGGCUUUGGCUUUAACUCUGCUCUCAUUGUAGACCCACUCUGGGAAGGAGCCCUACACGUGCAGGGAUUGCGGUGGGGUGGGGGUGCAGCAGGUGCAGGCUUCAGACAGACGUUGCACCCCUGCAGACAUAAGGGGGACCAUGUGACUGGCUGUCAACUCCUAGCUUGAGAGGUGUUUGCCGGUCCUGUUCCUUCCUUUCCCCAAGAGCAUGAAGCUGGCAGAAAUCAGUAGUGAAGGUUCCAUUUUUUUUUCCCCCUGAAAUGGAAUGAGGGAAAGAAAGCCCUUGCUUGUUCGUGAAAUCACUGGUUUAUGAUUUACGUUCCUCAGUUAUCCGUGUAAGUUAAUUUUCUGGGCUCCCUAACAAAAUGCCCCAGACGGUGUGAUUUAGGUAUGCGGAGCCUGGGAGCCCUCUCGGACUGGCUCAGGUGUGGCUCCGGCCUCACCUCUCUUUAGCCGAUGAAUGAACGGCUUCCGGUUGUGUUGUGCUCCCGCGGUCAGUCUCCUUUGAAUAUGCUUUCCUGGUGCCUGUUCCUCCCAGACAGGGCCACACCAGAGGACCUUGUUCAACUUCGGUUGCUUCUUUAAAUGUCCUACAUCAAGCCACAUCCCAUCAGAAGUCAGGCAUCAAUCAGUAUUCACACUGGGGGAGUGUGACUCAGCCAGCAGCUAGCUCUCCCCGCAGCACCAGAGUUGAUGUUUGCACAUACAAAAUACAAACCAUAUUCACAGCAUCCCCAGACCUCAAAGCCUUAGCUCACUGAAAAUCUCUAAUAUAAAUAGCUCAGUCAAGUCUGGGUGAGGCUUUAAGUCCAGUUCACCUGCAAACCAUAUUUCUGUCUGCAGUUCUAUGAAAUCCAACAUAGAAUGUGCUUCCAAAUCCCAAUGGCCAGACCAGAUACAACUUAGAUAUUCUUUGUUUUAUUGUUUUUAUUGAGCUAUACAUUUUUCUUAUUCCAAAGGGGAAACGUUGGAAAGACCCGAGGAGUGAUGGUCCCAGUGUCAGGUGCAAGCCUAGCAGGGCAAAGCCUAUGGGACCUUGAGUCUCAAGAACAACGUUUGACUCAGUGUUCUGUCCCCUGGCGCACAGGAAUGACAAGUAAUAUUGUUUCCCUAGGCCUGAUCUAUGGAGUGUGAGCUGUGGACACUAAGGAGACAUAUUUGACCUCACUCCAGACCUGUUCUUUCUGACCUCUGGUCAGAGUAGCAGCCCUGAUUUAUGAAUUCUUCUUGAAACCACAUUUGUCCCCAUUUUCCUCUUUUUUUUUUCUAUUUUUUUUCCCUCCUCUUCCUUUUUCUGUGUGUGCAUUUAUGUACAAGGCUGGCCUUGAACUCAUAGAGAUCCACCUGCCUCUCUAUCUCCACAGUGCUGGGAUUAAGGAUGUGAGCCACCACACCAAGCUCUUCCCUUUUCUUCAAGAUGAGCACAUGCUCAUAGCUUGGAGCUCCACUAUUGUUUUCUUUGGAAUCUCAGAAGCCCUAAAGUCUGUCUUCAUUUUGCCCCAACCUCUUUCCUUGUCCACAAAGGCUAGAAAGUGCUGGGUGAGGUGGCUAAUUGUCUGUGGCUCACAUUCAACACUAAUCUCUUUAGAAAAUGGUUUCCAGCCAUCUACUCUUUCCUUCAAAACACACUUCAUGGCUUAAAAAAAACCUAUAUGUAUAAGGGGAAAUUUUUCCAAAAUUUAAAGUUCUAAAUAUGUUUUGCUCAACAAUAUCCUCAGUUUGUCUGUGUCUUCAUGCUUUGCUGGAGGCAGUAAGGGCAAAUAAGGCCAUAGUUUGAUCAUCUUUGUAGAAAUCUCAUCUGAGUUUUUUGUACUUGCAUUAUUCAAAAUACCUCCAUAUGGGGCCAACAAAAUGGCUCAGCAGGUAAAGGCAUGUGCCACAGACGCCCGAGGACCCAGGUGUGAUCCCUGGAAUCCUCAUAGAAGGAGAGAACCAACUCCACAAAAUGACCUCUGACCUCCAUUCGUUCUGUGGCAAUGUGCACCCUCAGUAAUAGUGAUAAUAAACACUCCGUUCUACAGAACACUAGGAUUUAAUUAAGCCAAGUUCCUUGCCACUGUAUAGCAAGGAUACUAGUUUUUAAUUCUCAAAUUUAAUUAAUUUAAUUAGCUGUGCCUGAUUCCUGAGACCUCGCCAGGAUCACCUCACACCUACACCUCAAACGGGCCUAGCCGCCACGUGUUUCAUAGUUCCAAGACGCUAACACAUUUUUUUGGUUUGAUAGGACAACACCCCACUCUCGGUUCUAAAGUCUGUAUUAGCUAAGGUUACCAUAGUACUUCCUUGUUCCUUCUCUUCCCUUUCCCCCUUCUUCCCCUAAAGCUUCCUACCCUUAUUCUUUUGAAACAACUCUCAGGUAGCCCAGGAAGGCCUUGAACUCACUAAGUAGCCAAGACUGGCCUUGAACCUGAUCCUUUUACCUGUACUUUCCAAGGCUGGUUUGUUAAAGUGUGUGCCGCUCUGCUCAGCCUUCCCUGUCUUAUAAGGACGCUUCAUAUUGGAUUAGGGUGACACCUUAUACAUUUGGGGACCUCUUUAAAUGUCCUUUCUGCAAACACAGCUGCAUCACCAGAGCCGGGACACAGUUCUAUAUAACAGUAUCCCCUCUGCUUCUAUAAAAGCUUAACUAGCCGUCAACUCCUGCCGUAAGUGGUGUUCUUUUUAAUUUUUUUUAUUCAUUUUACAUACCAACCACAGUUCCCCCUCUCAUCCUUCUCCCGCCCCCCCCCCCCCCCCCCCCCCCCCCCCCCCCCCCCCCCCCAUCCCACCUCCUGUCCACUUCUCUGAAAUGCUAAGGCCUUCCAUGGGUAGUCAACAAAGCAGGUCAUGUCACAUUAAGGCAGGGCCAAGCUCCUCCCCCUGCGUCAAGGCUGAACAAGGCAUCCCACUAUAGGGAUUGGCCUCCAAAGAGCCAGCUCAUGCACCAGGGAUAGAUCCUGGUCCCACUGCUAGGGGUCCCUCAAACAGACCAAGCUACACGACUCUCAUCCCCAUGUCGAGGACCUAGUCUGGUCCCAUGCAGGCUCCCCAGCUGUCAGGCUAGAGGUCAUGAGUUCCCUUGAGCUUGGGUCAGCUGUCUCUGGGUUUCCCCUCUUGGUCUUGACUCCGCCCCCCCUGCUCAUAUAAUCCCUCCUCCUCUUUGACAGGAUUCCUGAUGCUUGGAUGUGGAUUCCACAUCUGCUUCAUCAGUUACUAGACGAAGGUGCUAUGAUGACAGGGUAUUCACGGACCUGAUUACAGGGGAAGGCUCGUUCAGGCACGCUCUUCACUAUUCCUAGAGGUCCUUGUGAAUUCCUGGGAAUUUCCCGAGCACCAGGUUUUUCCUUAACCCUGUAAUGGCUCCCUCUAUCAAGAUACCUCUUUCAUUGCUCUCCCACUUGGUCCUUCCCCCAACUCCACCAUGCCGUUCCCUCCUGUUUUCAUCCCCCAACCCUUCCUCUUACUCCCACCCCACCGCCCCCAGUUUACCCAGGAGAUCUCAUCUAUUUCCCCUUCCCAAGGUGCUCCAUGCGUCCCAUGAGAGGUGUUUUUGACCACUCGUUUUUCUUCACAGUGGUGAAGACGACAGAAACCACCAGUAAAUGCUCACCUUUCCUGAUGGGGAGGGAGGAGGGUUGCAUUUCCUCGCCGCCCACGAGGUAGCUGACUGCUUUUUACACCGCCAGUUCUCUGUGCUUUAUAACCUUUUCUUUAAAUAAACUGGUUCUCUCCAACGCUGCGCAGCAGGUGUGGGCCGUGUUGUGAUCUACCGCGGAGGAUUCUGGGGCAUUGACUCUCUUGGGAGCAACGGAGAUUUUCGCUGCACAAUUAUUCUGGAUUCUGUCUGUUAGUAGUAGUAUUGUCCCAAACCUCACUGUUGAGAAGGUUCUCCAGUGUUCGCCAUCAGAGGGCUUCUCACCACACGCGCAGCUCCCCAUACACAGACCGAAGGGCAUUUGUGUUUAUUCUAUCUCUGCAUCUCAAAGGCCCGUCUUGUUGGGCUGUGCCCAUGGGUCCGUCACACCCGUCAGUCACAAACUUCCUUAGUCCUCCAGCCAGGAGUUCCGGAGCUGAGGCUGCCCACCUUCUUCAGCCCAUUUUCUCUAAACUUCUCUAGGAUUGGCCCCAGCUGAGCCCCUUUGAUGUUAUAUAUUUACCAUAGGGUCAGCCUCCCCGGGCCUCGGAUCCUUUACUGGCUCCGGUGAGGUUACCCCAGAAACAGAAAGGAUUUCAGUUUGGGGGAAUCACCGUCUUGGGAGGAUGGGCGAAGGACUGGUCAGUGGAUAUUAUUGGUCCCACCAUGCACCUGGAGUUGUCCACACUUCAGUGAUAUCCCGGUCAGCCUGAGCAGGGGUGGCUAGGACUACCUGGGGACCAGGUCACCCUAACACAUUUACCCCAAAGCCCCUUUGCCUCAGUUUCUCCAGUGACCUGAUCUGAAAGUGAUGUGUGUGUACACGUAUGUGUGUGUGAUGUGGAGUCAUCCCACGUCAAAAGUUACAAAAAUUUCAUUUGAGAAAUGGACACUAGCAUAUGUGUCAACCAUUUACCUCAGCAGUUUUCUUUAAAAUAUUCAUAAAUUCAUAUAAUGUACUUUGAUCAAACCUACCCCCAUUCCUUCCCCUCUAGCUCCUCCCCUAUUCAGCAAGCUUUUCUUUCCCAACUUUACGUGCUUUCGGUCUUUCUAAAAGAAAGUUUAAUAACCACCAUUCUAGUUAGUUUUGUAUUGCUAUGACAAAACAUCCCGACCAAAGGGAACGGAAGGAAGAGUUUAUUUUGAGUUAUGGCUCCAGAGGGGUUAUGAGCAGUGACAGCACUCUUGUCAAUAUAUAUAUUGUCAAUAUAGCGUGUGAAAUUAGAGUUGGAGCAAGGGAGAGAAAUACAAUGGGUGCAAACAGGAAAAGUCAAAUUACUCUUGUUUGUAGAUGCUACGAUUCUAUUCUUCUACCAGAAGUGUCUGAGAUCUGAUAAACACUUUCAACAAAGUAACAGGAUACAAAGUCAAUACAGAAGAAAUCAGUAGCUUCUUAUACACAAACAAUAAACUCAUUGGAAGGGAAGUCAGGAAAACAAUCGUAUUUGCAAUAACUUCAUCAAAGGAAAUGCCAAAGAGUAAAGCAGAAUAAUAACGAUUUUUUACAAUGGAAACUAUAAAGCACUGAAUAAAGAAAUCGGGAAACUAGAAGAAAGCAAAAACCAAAAGCAAAAUCAAAAACAGAAAAAGAGAACCCUCCCAUAUUCUUAGUUUAGCAGAAAGAUAUUAUUAAAAUCGUCAUAUUGCCAAAAUGAUAGCAGAUUCGAAGCAGUUCCCACCAAAAUCCAAAGGACAUUCUUCAUAGAAAUAGGAAAAUCCUAAAAUUUAUAUGGAAACUACAAGAGACUGAAUAUCCAAAGCAAGGCUGAGCACAAAAAUCAAUGCUGUCAGUAUCCUAACACCUGACAUGGGACUGUACUACAAAGAAACGGCAUGCACUGACUGGAUCCAAAGGCAUGAAGACCAAUCAGGGAGAAUGGGAGAUUCAGGUAUAAGCCUCAGCAUCUUCAGCGGUCUGGUUACUGGCAGAAGGGCACGAAGGAUACACUGGGAAACAAGACAACCUUUUAAACAAGCUGUGCUGGAGAAACUGGAGACCUCUCGAGGUUUAUCCUCCUGUGGAAAUGUCAGCUCAGAGUGAUCAAAGACUUUGAUGUAAGAUUCGAAAUGGAAAUUUACUAGGAAAAAUACUUAAAAAACAAAACAAAACAAUCUCCUCUACAGCUAUUAGAGGACUCGUGUUCAGUAUUCCUCCCCAAAUUACAAAGACAAACACAAGUGGAAAGAACAGAAGCCAAAAUUAUAUAACGAGCAACUGCUCCAUCACCAAAGUGUGUAAAAUGACAAGGGCGCUAUUUUAGAACACUGGUUCUUUAAAAGUUCCCCCUAAAGCGCUAAGCUGAUUAACAGGACUCUCACGAAUGAGUCUGGGGUUUCAAAGAAAAACACAAAUAAAUUGGACAAUGGUACCAAGAUGCAACGCUUUUCUCUCCCGGCGUCUGACUUAUAAAGGACAAAUCACACUAUUUGAAAAUACACUCCGAUUUUAAUUUUAAAUGUGGCAUAAUUUAAUAAAAGCUGACUUAACUAAUUAAAAAUACUUCUGAUUUGUCAAGUUCCCUGACGAUCCAUAUUUAGAUAAAUGGACAAGGGUAUCAUAGCCCGCUUUCUCAGAGCCCUUGCUGGACUUAUGUCGACAAAGAGUUUCAUAUGGCCGUCUCGGACUUUGAGCUCCUGCUUUUGGGGAUGGAUACAUUCUCAGGCCUUUAAUCGGGGAACUUCAGAAUGUAACUGCUGCUGCAUCGUAAUGGCAGUGAAAGAACACAGAGUCCUCAGUAGAACACACUUUUCUACUAGUCCUCCAGGGACCGUGCGAUGGCUAAAGAAACUCCAUUUUAUGCUAGACGUGCAUGUUGAUACCCUCUGGGCAUUUGUCUCAGGCUCCAGUCCCUGGAAGAUAAGUUCCCAAUAACCCUUAGUCGGUGGCGCCUCUCCACCAAAUGCACAGCCCCGACUGUCUACUUGUUCUGCUAUGACUAACUGCCUUUUGAUUUCUGUAACCUGUUUACACAGGCAUUCAAUGACUAUUUUGAGGUUGCCUUGACUACCUAAUCUUGGCAGAGCAGAGCAGCUCUUGGCUUGCUUGUGCAGAUACACAAGGUCUUCUUGUGGUUUUGCCUUAAAAAACAAUUCUUCCCUCACCCCACUGUGCUUGGAAAUCUCUAAUUGGCUUAGAGAUAGUUGUCUACCAGCAUCUUUAAUAAACUUAACUAAUUAUAAUCAG
Alexandromys fortis (reed vole) is the source of this 9852-nucleotide messenger RNA. It is a transcript of the gene Znf169, whose product is annotated as zinc finger protein 169. The record is from RefSeq and is a predicted model, not a curated record. Gene Ontology annotation, biological process: regulation of DNA-templated transcription. The transcript has 5 exons. The coding region runs from base 736 to 2952 and encodes 738 amino acids. NCBI's taxonomy places the organism in Eukaryota, Metazoa, Chordata, Mammalia, Rodentia, Cricetidae.